Messenger RNA from Aspergillus ochraceoroseus IBT 24754, 1551 nucleotides. RefSeq names its product cytochrome P450. NCBI's taxonomy places the organism in Eukaryota, Fungi, Ascomycota, Eurotiomycetes, Eurotiales, Aspergillaceae. The coding region runs from base 1 to 1551 and encodes 516 amino acids. The record is from RefSeq and is a predicted model, not a curated record. Gene Ontology annotation, molecular function: heme binding; iron ion binding; monooxygenase activity. The transcript has 3 exons.
AUGGCGCUACAAACUCUGGCGGUUGCUGCGCUCGCUGUGGUAUACUUGGUGAUCCGCUACUUGAAUCGCACCGAUAUUCCCAAAAUCAAGGGUCUUCCUGAGAUCCCAGGAGUCCCGAUCUUGGGUAAUCUGAUACAACUGGGGGAGCAACAUGCGACAGUGGCUGCCAACUGGGCCAAGAAGUACGGGCCUGUGUUCCAAGUCCGCAUGGGCAACAAGCGUGUGGUCUUUGCCAACAGCUUCGACUCCGUCCGCCAGUUGUGGAUCAAAGAUCAGUCUGCUCUGAUUUCGCGCCCGACAUUCCAUACCUUCCACAGUGUUGUAUCCAGCUCGCAGGGUUUCACGAUUGGCACGUCGCCAUGGGAUGAAUCCUGUAAGCGCCGACGGAAGGCAGCUGCAACAGCGCUCAACCGUCCCGCCGUCCAAUCGUACAUGCCCAUCAUCGAUCUGGAAUGCACGGCCAGUAUCAAGGAGCUCUUCCAGAAUAGUGUCAACGGCACCGUGGAUAUCAACCCUACUACAUACUUCCAGCGCUUCGCCCUCAACACGAGUUUAACCCUCAACUAUGGCUUCCGGAUCGAGGGCAAUGUGGACGACCGGCUGCUCCAUGAGAUCGUCAGUGUGGAACGUGGGGUUUCUAACUUCCGGAGCACGAGCAAUAACUGGCAGGAUUAUGUGCCCUUGCUUCGAAUCUUCCCCAAGAUGAACACCGAGGCCAAUGAGUUCCGUGUCCGACGCGACAAGUAUCUGACCUAUCUUCUCGAUAUGCUCAAGGAGCGCAUGGCCAAGGGAACGGACAAGCCCUGCAUUACUGGUAACAUUCUAAAGGAUCCCGACGCCAAGCUCAACGACGAUGAGGUCAAAUCCAUCUGUCUGACCAUGGUCUCUGCGGGUCUGGAUACUGUUCCCGGCAACCUGAUCAUGGGUAUCGCGUACCUGGCCUCUGCCGAUGGCCAGCGGAUCCAGACGAGAGCGUACGACGAAAUCAUGACGGUCUACCCCGACGGCGACGCAUGGGAGAAGUGUCUGGAGGAAGAGCAACUGCCUUACGUGACUGCCCUGGUCAAGGAAACUCUCCGCUUCUGGACCGUUAUCCCAAUCUGUCUGCCGCGUGAAAGCACCAAGGAGAUCACCUGGAACGGAGCCCAGAUUCCUGCCGGGACUACCUUCUUCAUGAACGCCUGGGCUGCCGACUACGAUGAGGACCAUUUCAAGGAGGCGCAUCGGUUUAUUCCCGAGCGCUAUCUGGAUGUGGGCGAGGGUUCUGGGACACCACACUACGGCUACGGGGCGGGUUCGCGCAUGUGUGCUGGAUCUCACCUGGCCAACCGGGAGCUCUUUACUGCGUAUGUCCGACUGAUUACUGCAUUUACCAUGCAUCCAGCCACGAAGAUCGAGGACCAUCCUAUCCUGGACGCCAUUGACUGCAACAUGAUCCCGACGGCGCUGACUACCGAACCCAAGCCGUUCAAGGUGGGUUUCAAGGCGCGCGAUCCGAAACGGCUGCAGCGCUGGAUUGACGAGAGUGAUGAGCGGACGAAAGAUCUGUAA